AUGACCGAUACUUCAGAUUCUCGACUUCAAUCCCAGGAACAGGUUUCUACAUCCGAUACUUGUCAGCAAAAGAUUGAUCCUUGGACUGUUCAGGGUGCAACAGUCAAUGGCAAACUGGUUGCUAUUGACUACACUAAACUCAUUUCAGACUUUGGCACUAAACCCAUCGAUGAAGUGUUGUUGCAGAGAUUAGAAAAACUAACUGGUGUCAAGCCUCAUCCUUUCUUGCGUCGAGGUCUGUUUUUCUCUCAUAGAGAACUCAAUUUGAUUCUUGACAAGUAUGAGCAGGGAAAGCCAUUCUAUUUGUAUACCGGUAGAGGUCCCAGCAGUGGCAGCAUGCAUGUUGGUCAUAUGGUUCCGUUUAUCUUUUGCAAAUGGCUGCAGGAUGUGUUCAAGGCACCGCUAGUGGUUCAACUCACCGACGAUGAAAAGUUUCUUUUUACUCCUGAUCGCAAGAUUGAAGAUUCUCGAGUCUUUAUGAUUGAAAAUGCCAAAGAUAUCAUGUCAUUUGGUUUCGAUCCAGAGCGUACAUUCAUCUUCUCCAAUCUCGAAUACAUGUGUCCUCCGUUUUACCAAAAUAUUGUCAAGAUCUCAAAAACAAUCACUGCUAGUGUAUCCCGUGCGACCUUUGGAUUUACUGACAGCGAUAAUGUAGGCAAACUGCAUUUCGUGAGUGUUCAGGCAGCUCCCUCGUUUUCGAAUACCUUUCCGCAUAUAUUCGGACCCAAGGGCGAUGUGCCUUGUUUGAUUCCUUGCGCAAUCGAUCAGGAUCCAUACUUUCGUCUGACUAGAGAUGUUGCUUCAAAACUCAAGUAUCCCAAACCUGCUUUGAUUCAUGCCAAAUUCUUCCCUGCUCUUCAGGGUCCGGGUACCAAGAUGUCUGCUUCCAAUCCCAACUCUGCCAUCUACAUUAACGACACUUUGGCUCAGAUCAAGAAUAAAAUUAACCGUCAUGCCUUUUCAGGUGGCCAAGACACUGCCGAGAAACACGCUGAAUUAGGUGGCGAUACCGACGUGGAUGUCAGUUUCCAAUACCUUCGUUUCUUUCUUAACGACGAUGAGGAACUGGAAAAUAUUCGUAUUGCUUACCGUAGUGGGGCUAUGAGCACUGGCGAGCUAAAGAAACGCUGUAUUACUGUCGUACAGGAGUUGGUCGCGCCAGUCCAAGAGAGGCGAAAACUGGUAACUGAGGAAACUAUCAAGUCCUUUAUGGAUCCCACCGUACCCAAAAAGUGUGAUCUUAAACCGCCUACCAACGUAAGCAUCAAGUCUGAAUGACAGUGCUGCCAAACACUAGGAAAAUACAUUUACAAACAAAUCAACUAAAAUAU
Molecule: messenger RNA, 1331 nt
Organism: Batrachochytrium dendrobatidis JAM81
Lineage: Eukaryota; Fungi; Chytridiomycota; Chytridiomycetes; Rhizophydiales
Product: tryptophan--tRNA ligase WRS1
Exons: 5
Coding region: 1-1278 (425 amino acids)
Biological process (GO): tryptophanyl-tRNA aminoacylation
Cellular component (GO): cytoplasm
Molecular function (GO): tryptophan-tRNA ligase activity; ATP binding
Source: RefSeq, a predicted model, not a curated record